This is a messenger RNA of Ostreococcus tauri, 996 nucleotides long. Its product is annotated as Mitochondrial substrate/solute carrier. The transcript has a single exon. Gene Ontology annotation, biological process: folate import into mitochondrion; nucleotide transport. Gene Ontology annotation, molecular function: folic acid transmembrane transporter activity; FAD transmembrane transporter activity. Lineage: Eukaryota; Viridiplantae; Chlorophyta; Mamiellophyceae; Mamiellales; Bathycoccaceae. The record is from RefSeq and is a predicted model, not a curated record. Bases 1 to 996 code for a protein of 331 amino acids.
AUGUCCAGCGACGAUCGCCCGCGGCGCUCUCGCGCGGCGUCAUCGUCGUCCUCGACCGCGGAGUCGCGGACGCACAUGCUCGCCGGGGCGAUCGCGGGCGCCGCGGGGGCGUUGGCGCUGCAACCGCUCGAUGUCCUGAAGACGCGGCUGCAAGUGCGCACGGACGCGCGCCCGAGCGGUGGCGCGGUGUUUGCGAGCGCGUACGAGACGUUUCGAGACAUCGUGCGCGUGGAGGGGGCGAGAGGGGCGUUCGCGGGGUCGGUGCCAGCGAUGGUGGGAAGCGCCGCGAGCUGGGGCGCGUACUUGGCGUGGUACGACGUCGCGCGAAGGCGACACGGUGAGCGGUUCGGGCGGGACGAAGGCGGAGCGGUGACGAUGCGGGCGAACGUGUUGGCGGCGACGGAGGCGGGGAUCGUGACCACGGCGCUGACGAAUCCGAUAUGGGUGGUGAAGACGCGUUUGCAGUUGCAGCGAGGGGGCGGCGUCGGCGGGUUGGACUUGGCGGGCGAGCGGAGAUACAGGGGGUUCUUCGACGCGCUCUGGACGAUCGCCAGGACGGAGGGGGUGAGGGGGUUAUAUAAAGGAUUCGUUCCGAGCGUGUGGCUCGUCUCGCACGGAUCAGUGCAGUUGACGGCGUACGAGUGGCUUCGAGAGCGCCUGGCGAGCGGACGCGAGCGAGACCCGAGAAACGGGAAGCGAUUAAUCAAUCCCACCGAGGCCGGCGCGCUCGGAUUAACGUCGAAAUUUGUCGCCGUCUCCGUGACGUACCCCUUUCAAGUCGUUCGAGCACGGAUGCAGCAACGUCAGGACGUUCCGAGACCGGCGGACGCGCCUUCGUACACUCGCUUCACUCGAGCGCUCGCGCUCACCGUGCGAAGAGAGGGUGUGGGUGGACUCUACCGCGGCUUCGCCCCGAACGUCUUACGCGUUCUUCCGAAUUCCGCCGUCACGUUCGCCGCGUACGAAGCCGCUUUAGCCGUCUUGCACAACCACUAG